GUGUGCGUCUUCAGGACCACUUCAUGCUACUACACCCUCCUCCUUCUCCUCCUGCCUCUCUCACACACACUUUCACACACACAUCAGACGGACCUCCACUGUACCGAUCAACAAGCAUGGACGCACGGCUCUCUGCCUCUCUUCUGGCUGGACUUGUGUUCCUCCUUCACGGCUAUACGGCAUGGGCGGUGGUGGAGGUGAGCAUGGAGGACAGGGUGGAGGUUUUCAAAGGAGAGACAGCUCAGAUCACCUGCAUGUUCACCUCAGAUGACGGAAUUGGUGGAUUGACCAUACAGUGGUUCUAUGUGUUGAGAACGGGAGAGAAGCAGAAGAUCUACUAUCAGGAUGCCACUAUGCAGGUGGUGGACCGAAACACGCAGUUCACGGACCGUAUCAUGGUCAACGUGACGGCGGCCACCGGUGAGGUGGUGCUGACCAUCGCCGACGUGCAGCUUAAAGACCAGCUCGAGUUCAUCUGCCUCAUCAAGAGUUUGACCGACGGCGUCUCUGAGGGACGCACCAAAUUACUGGUGUUCGAAAGACCAAACUUCCCAACCAUAGAGGGAGUGCAGACGGGUGUCUUUGCCGAUGAAGACUCACUGUCCAAGAUUGGCUCAUGCGAGGUCAAAAAUGGCUUCCCCAAGCCAAACAUUACGUGGUACCGAAACAACGCUCCGUUACGAGUUAGUGACGUGGUGAAUGUAGUGGCCAGCACCACCAUUGAGUCCAGCGGUCUCUUUUCCGUGAGGAGUGAGCUGAGCCUGAAGGUGAUGAAGGAGGACAAAGAUGCUCAGUUCUACUGCGAGGUCACCUACCUCGUUCCAGGAGGAACCAGAAUGACCGAGACCAACCCCAUUAACAUCACCGUGUACUACCCGUCCACUGCUGUCCACGUGUGGGUGGAGUCACCAAAAGGAAAAAUUAAAGAGGGCGAUUCAAUUAUAUUUAAUUGCCAUGGCAACGGUAAUAUGCCAUCCUCUGUUUUUGUCAAGCACGGAACCACAGAAUAUGAAGUGCAGUCCAACAUGCUUGUGCUGGAAAAUGUGACCCGCCUCCAGAGUGGGGAUUAUGAGUGUAUCUCAAUGGACACGAAGACCUAUGAGGAGCUCUCAGGGAACACGACUGUGUUUGUUAACUACCUCGACCCCGUCGUGGUGCUGCCCAACUACGUGGAGAUGGCUCAAGGCGAGGAGUGGAAAGCCACCUGUAACGCCCUGUCUUCUCUACAGACCCACACAGCUUGGUUCAAGGAUGGACAAGAGGUGUCGACGGGCCAUAUUUUAAUGUUGAAGGAUGUCACCUUUGACACUGCGGGGAUGUACAAAUGUGUGGUGACCGUUCCUGAAAUUGAUGGCAUGGAGAAGACGGCCACUCUUCAAGUCCAUGUAAAAGGUGCCCCAGAGAUUAUAAAACCAGAACACACAGACAUUGAGGAAAGUGUGGCCAGCACAGUGGACCUAACUUGCCAUGUACGAGGGUUCCCGGCUCCAAGCGUUAUCUGGACCACCACUGAUGGAAAGAUCCUGGAGACCACAUCCCAAACUGAGAUGGACGACGGCAUCCACAGCAUGGUGAGCGUGGAGGUCACAUCAGACCUCACCGCCUUCUGUAACGCCUCCAAUGAGUACGGCGCUGACGCGCUGGCAUACAACAUCAAAGCUAUUGUACACACCACAGCAGCAGCUACUACCACUAGCACAAGCACCAAUGGCACAAGCACUCUUUCCUCUUCUACAGUUGUACACAUCACAGCAGCAGCUACCACCACACGCACAAGCACUCUUUCUUCUUCCACAGUCCAAGCAGCAACCGCUAUUCCACCAGAGAAAAUCAGGAAAGAGAGCAACGGCGUAAUCAUUGUCGUCAUCAUCAUCUGCAUCCUGCUGCUGGCCAUCUUGGGGAGCGUGCUCUACUUCCUCUACAAGAAAGGAAAGAUCUGCGGCCGCUCCGGCAAGCAGGACCUCACCAAAGAAAAAUCCGGCAAAGACAACAUUGUGGUGGAAAUGAAGAGCGACACCGAGGACGCCGUUCUCCUCGGGGUCAACGGAGAGAAAUUACCCUCCAGCAACCAGUAAACAACAGUGAGGAAGAAGCCACCGCUGUGACCCGACGACACUCGCUGAUGGCUCCCAGCUUCCACCGCAGCCUCUUUUCUCUGUCAAUCAAAAGCUGUCUGAGACCCCAAAAUGAUCACACUGGGCUUGAUUACAUGCCUGCAAACGUCAGUUGGAGGGCAACACUGUUUGAAUGAGGCUGUCCGUUUUGUAUGUUGCUGAAACACCGUUGAGCAGGGACUAUUUUUUUAUUGCCGAACAAUCACUAUAGAGCUACCCGAACAAUCUCUUCCUCCAGUGUACAUAUUGUCAUCCGUGUAUAUAUAUUUCCUUAUUUAAAGUGUAUUGAUUAUGAAGAGCAGAGACGGCCGUUCUGCAAAAGUCCGUACACUGAAAAAUCUUUGUGUAUAUGUCACAAUUCAAAACAUAUUUUUGCCUUUUAGUGCUUAAACCAUCAAAUCGAUAUCCUCCCUCAAAUCUCUGAAGCUAGCGUCUUCACACCUCCACUGUAAAGGAUAUAUUUUUGCAAACGUGUUAUAAAUUAUUAUAGAUUUCACAUCAUAGCAUUAACAUCUAGCAUUAAUUUUUGUUCCUUCACAUUUUGAAUACUGCAUGUGUGUGUUCAAGCUUUACAAAUAGUAAACUAUUAGGCCAAAGAGAUUACGUCCGGAGCUUUGAAUAUAUAUAUAUAUAUGCAAAAAAACCAAAACACGUUCUACUGUUAAGACAUGAAGCACGGUGAUGUUUUUUUUUAGUGCACUGAUUUCUCUGUGGUCUCCACUUGUGUUUCUUGAAUGUGAAACUUAUUUGUGUGAUGUGAAAAUGAAAAGCUUAUCUAGUGAUUGCAUCGUUGUCCUCUCUGUGACGGACAGCAGGCUUGUCUAUGAAAUCGUAUUCAUGUGUUCAGUGAAUAUUUAAGCGGAAAAAGCCAAAGUGACAGAAUCUCUACCCAUGUGAAGCCUUCUUUUCAGUUAACUCAUUCACUGCCAACCCAGUUAAAAUCUUUUGACGAUUAUAGGCGUCAAUGGCAGUGAAUGGGUUACGGUUUUGAAGAAAUAAUAAUAAUAGCGUGGCCUUUGUAUUUGCAAACAAAGAAUAAAAGAGAUGAUUUUGAUUCUUUGAAGUGUGAUGGGAGAAUAGCUCUCACAUUGUCCGGAAAUCGAGUUUGCCAGUGUACUUUUGAUAUGUGCAAGAGUCGUCAUUUAAUGGUGAAAAUAUCGCAUCAUACGAGUUGUAAAGAUGUUUUCGUGCCUUGUGACAUUCUGGUAUUUGGAUCAUGAUACUGUAGAGUCCUGCUACGACUUGUGCAGUCCUGUUGAUGAAACGCUCAAGUUGUUUUAUGAACUUCCAUUACUCACGAUUUUUUUUUAAUCAGUUGUUUACGUAUGCCCUUUAAAUCACUAGAGACAUGAAAUGUAAAGUGAUGCCUUUUCAAAUCAUUUUUUUUAAAAUUCUACUGAAUAAAAAUAUUGUUGAA
Syngnathus acus (greater pipefish) is the source of this 3531-nucleotide messenger RNA. RefSeq names its product melanoma cell adhesion molecule b (gene mcamb). The transcript has 18 exons. The record is from RefSeq and is a predicted model, not a curated record. Lineage: Eukaryota; Metazoa; Chordata; Actinopteri; Syngnathiformes; Syngnathidae. Bases 24 to 2075 code for a protein of 683 amino acids.